AUGUCUAAGUUGAAAUCCGUAAAUCUGGCUAAUCUGGCAGCCAACGCUAAAUUCGCUUGGACAAGCAAGAUAGCCUGCGAUUCGAAGAGACGAGUGCAGCUGACGCCAGAGCAGACCAGUGAUUUUUAUGCCGAGCAUUACGGGAAGAUGUUCUUCCCCAAUCUUGUCACGUUUAUGUCGAGUGGACCCGUGCUUGCUCUCAUCUUAGCACAGGAUAAGGCAAUAUCUAAAUGGAGAGAAAUGAUUGGUCCUACAAACACUCAAAAUGCUAGAGAGAUACAGCCGGAAAGCUUGCGGGCGAUCUACGGAACGGACGGCACGCGAAACGGAGUGCAUGGGAGCGAUAGCUUCUCCAGCGCCGAGAGAGAGAUCAGAUUCUUCUUUCCCGAGAGAGUAGCUUACCCUAUAAUGCAGAGACGUGAUUCCCUGCAGAGUGUUACCGUACUCUGGGAGGAUUAG
Messenger RNA from Priapulus caudatus, 459 nucleotides. Its product is annotated as nucleoside diphosphate kinase homolog 5-like. The record is from RefSeq and is a predicted model, not a curated record. Gene Ontology annotation, biological process: UTP biosynthetic process; GTP biosynthetic process; CTP biosynthetic process. The transcript is spliced from 4 exons. Gene Ontology annotation, molecular function: nucleoside diphosphate kinase activity. Lineage: Eukaryota; Metazoa; Priapulida; Priapulimorpha; Priapulimorphida; Priapulidae. Bases 1 to 459 code for a protein of 152 amino acids.